Sphaerodactylus townsendi is the source of this 4076-nucleotide messenger RNA. RefSeq names its product RAB40C, member RAS oncogene family (gene RAB40C). Gene Ontology annotation, cellular component: endosome; synaptic vesicle; plasma membrane. The coding region runs from base 330 to 1187 and encodes 285 amino acids. The transcript is spliced from 7 exons. The record is from RefSeq and is a predicted model, not a curated record. Gene Ontology annotation, molecular function: GTPase activity; GTP binding. Lineage: Eukaryota; Metazoa; Chordata; Lepidosauria; Squamata; Sphaerodactylidae. Gene Ontology annotation, biological process: protein localization to plasma membrane; intracellular signal transduction.
GAUGCGGUGACUGAGGAAGGGGAGGUGGCGGCCUGUGGCGCUUGGGUUGCGGUCCCCAAUUGCGACGAGGCGAUUCCCGAGGCCGGUCGGCGACCCGAGCCCGGUGAGACUCGACGACGUCGAUCCUGGUAUAUUUUGACCGAAGAUUCCCUGCAAAGGAUGGAAGGCCUGCUGUGAUCAGAAUUGUCAUCCUCUCUGCUUUUUGCCCACCUUCGGAGGGAUUUAAACUGUCCUCUUUCUGCCAAGAUUGCCUUGGAAAGUUUCGUCAUCACCUUGCGCACCUCACAGCCUGACUGCACGCUUAGUAUGCAGAUAGCACCUCUUCACUAAUGAGAGGGAGAAUGGGGACCCAGGGCAGCCCGGUCAAGAGCUAUGAUUAUCUGCUCAAGUUCUUGCUGGUGGGAGACAGCGACGUGGGCAAGGGAGAAAUCCUAGAGAGCCUUCAAGACGGAGCGUCGGAAUCACCCUACGCCUACAGCAACGGGAUUGACUAUAAGACCACCACGAUCCUCUUGGACGGCAGGAGAGUCAAGCUGGAGCUCUGGGACACGUCUGGCCAAGGGAGGUUCUGCACCAUUUUUCGGUCCUACUCCAGAGGAGCUCAGGGAAUUCUCUUGGUAUACGACAUCACCAAUCGCUGGUCCUUUGAUGGCAUAGAUCGAUGGAUCAAGGAGAUCGAUGAGCAUGCCCCGGGCGUGCCUCGCAUCUUGGUGGGCAACCGACUUCACCUGGCCUUCAAACGGCAGGUCCCAACAGAGCAGGCCCGGUCCUACGCGGAGAAAAACUGCAUGACUUUCUUCGAGGUCAGCCCCUUGUGCAACUUCAACGUGAUCGAGUCCUUUACGGAGCUGUCUCGCAUUGUGCUGAUGAGGCACGGCAUGGAGAAGAUCUGGAGGCCCAACAGAGUGUUCAGCUUGCAGGACCUCUGCUGCCGCGCCAUCGUCUCCUGCACGCCUGUCCACCUGAUUGACAAGCUGCCCCUUCCUGUCACCAUCAAGAGCCACCUGAAGUCCUUCUCCAUGGCUAACGGCAUGAACGCCGUCAUGAUGCACGGCCGCUCAUACUCCUUAGCCAGCAGCGGGGGCGGGAGCAGCAGCAAAGGAAACAGCCUCAAGCGCUCCAAGUCGAUCCGCCCGCCCCAAAGCCCGCCGCAGAACUGCUCGCGUAACAACUGUAAGAUCUCCUAGCGAGCUGGGGGGCACACCUCCCUCUGAACGCGCAUCGAGUGUGGACGUUUACAUCCGGGGCUUUGUUUCGGCCAAAUGGUUUCCCAGCGUGGCUCUGGUGACAGUGCGUACGGGGCUGGCAAAGAGCUGGCGCCCUGGCCUUCAGCCGGCCGGAUCCCACGUCGCAGUGAAGGCAAGGCUGUGUCAGGCCACCCUUUCCCAGAAUGCAGUCGGUCUUCCCUGGCCCAACUUGGGGGAAUGACCGAGUUGGAGUGUGUGUAUGGGGGAGGGACGGUUCUUCUUCAGACUUGGGGGAGGGUGGGGGGGGGAUAAGGCAUGACUUUGUGCUGCAACUUUAACCCUUGGGCUCCUGGAUGGGAUUGCUGGGGCUGCAGCCAACGCUGAAGCAGACCAAGCAGCCAUGACCUGAAAAUCCAACCUGACGGAGUCCCAUCUUUAUCCAAUGGACUGUGACUGGCUGGAAGUCUGCAGAAUCCAGGCCGCUGGAGAUUUUCACCUAUUUAUAGAACAAUCAUAUAUCUCACUACUGUUUUUUAAAGGGAACUUCUUUUUUCCUUUCCUUUUUUUUUUAAAGAAGAGGGAGGCCGUCGGGGCAGAUUUUUACGCAGCCGUGUAAAUAGAAGCACUAAAUUUUGAAUCCCGGGGCUCACCGAAGGGGGUGCCAGCAGAGGUCAAAGUGUAGAAUAAUCCAGCAUCCUGAGAACUAUUUAGGAGGGACAGGGUUAGUCCUGAGAUCCUUGGCUCAACAUUAUUAUUCCAUAUGUGAAGGGAAGGAGGGAUUUGCACCUGUCGUCCUCCAACUUCGAUUUCCCAGACGUUUGUGGUAACGGGCGCCAUUGGUUAGCCUUGGAGUAGAACAGGGGUUUGAAUGAUGUUACUGGGUCAGGGCGGGAGGAGAGAGGGCCCUGGCCACAUCUGGGGCUUGUUAAUGACUGGUCAGGGGAUUGCUCUAGAGACAACUUUGCCCCCCGGAGCCUCCAGAGAAAAGGUUCAUCUGGCCCAGAUAUCUCAAAACGAGGGUCACGGCUUGGAGCAUUGCGGGGAGGUAAUGCUUGGGCCACAAAUGCUGCUUUUUAAUGGUGUGACAUAAGUACCGAGUCAGAGGAAGGGUCUAGGGCUCCCGGAAACAUAAAAAAAAUCACUCGUACCACAUGUUCCCUGGUAGAGCUUGCUUUGCGGCUCUGUGGAUCUAACCAUAUGGCUCAACUGUCCUGCUUCUGUGGCUUCAUUUGAGUCCAGGGGAGGGGACAGCUCGAAGGGACCCCUGAGAAAAAUCUAGGACUUUCUGGUUUCCACAUUAACCUUUUCAAGAGUCUCGCAAAAUCACCCAGGGAUUGUUGAAGGAAGCGGUUCCAGAGUGGUGUAAGACCCUGUUGAUUGUGUGUGAGAGAGAAUUUGGUCCUUGACCUGGGUGGACCAUCCUAGGCAAUGGAAUGAAGGGGCAUGUCAAACCCAGAACCCAGGGGGCCUCUUUCCUGUUUUGCUGGAUGCUGAGUAGAGCGUCUCCAUCUUCAGUGUCCUUGUGGUCCAAUCGGAUACUUGGGUCUGGCGGUGGCUGCUGUGCUCUUUUUCGCCUACCUUGAGCAGGUUCUCGGAGUUGCCGUUGCUUUGGACAGGCACCUGUCCUCUGGCGGGAGUUCAGAGUCACGUCCUAGUGGUUCCUUCUGCAAAGCCUGGUGGAAAAUACGCUCCAGCGUGAAGGAAAUCUAACUACAUGGGCGAGGAGCAUUAGACACUUGAUUGGUCAAUGUGUAGCCCAUGAAAGGCAUGGUGUUUGACUUGUCUUCGGAGUUCUCUGUUCUCCCACCCCACUGCCUCUUUUCUCUCCUCUCGGACCGGGCGCCUCCUCCCGCCUGGGCAAGGAUUGACUGGCUGCCACGUCGCAGAUCAGAACGGGCGGUGUGAUGCUGCCGGUCGCUCGUCGGGCAGCUGAGCGCCCGUUCCGUUUGAGCACUUUGACAGGGGUCUGGCCCGCACGGCUUGCAGCGCAGGGACCGCUCCGAGAGCGCUUGGCAUGAAAGGCGAGCCGCUGAGCCUAGCUGCUUGGCACGAGCUCAGACAAACCAGCGAGGAGAUAGGUCAAGGGCAGGGGAAAGCCUUUAGCGGCAUCUCUGCCCGGCUGCGAACAAAGCUGGAGCCAAAUCCAGGACGAGUGGUGUGGGAGCUUAGAGAUUUACGGGGCAUGUCCGCACAGGGCACCUGUUGCCGUUUGCUCAAAAUGGACCAGGAGAUGAUCGCUGACUCAACAGCCUGGCAUUUUGGGGAUGCGCGCCAAACAGGUGAUCUCCGAUCGGCCCGUCUUUCCCCCCUCAGUUUUAAAAUAGCCACGUCCCAAAACAGCUCUAGCAUGUGCAUUGUCUUCUCUGAAGAAUGACAGGGAGCCCCCAGCCCCUCUUGGCAAGAUGUAAAUCCUCUUGUAUUGUUCCUGCACUAUUUGAAUACAGCUUUGUACAUACUUGGUUGGAAGGAGGGGGCCGUUGGCGUUUUUCUUACGACAGGUUUGAGAGAUGCUGUGCAUCACGAAGCCCUGUUUGAUUUACCUGCGUUUCCUCUCCACCUAAAUACUUCUGAAUUGUAGACAUGUGCUCCCCAACCUCAGCCCCCCAAAAGCCCCUGAACAUUCCUUCCUGUUUCUUUAUUUUCAAAUUAAGGCCAAUGCGGCCGCUUGGAAUGAAAUUUUUCUGGAAUGUGUGCUAAUCGAAGCUGGACUCUCUUCUCUCUUUAUUUUGGUUAGUUUUCAACUCCAAGAAUGUGAUCUGAUACGGAACACUAGAAUGUAGCUGCUCUCAGACACUUGUACCAUUCCUCUGUUUCUAAUUCCUUUGUACAGUAAAUGUUGUUGGGUCAACUGAUACUUUUUUAUAUAAAUUAAAGAAAACCUUGUCAAAA